AACAAACACUAAAUUGACGGAUUCACCCUUGUACGUGUCACGUUAAAUAAGGUUAUUUCGGUAAUUGACUGGGUCCAGUGGUCAUUCAUUGGACCAUAUAUUUCAGAAUUACGAUAGUAUAAAUCAGUCAACGCCCGGCAUUUAUUUCGUUUCUUCCAGCUCCAGGUUCUCUGAGAAAACCCUUCCCCGAAAUACUACAAACGCAUCCAUGGCGUACAAUCCGGGCAACAAUGUCCGGCUGGACCCGCAGUCGGCAGCGGAGAAGGCCGUCUCAGUUAUCGGAUUCGGUUACGAUCUAACGAUGGAUCUCCGGCUAGCCGCCUGCAAGCCCGGACCGUCUGGGUCGGGUUUGAUAUACCUGGACCGGACCCGAACCAAGGACUUAGUGGUUCCUGGAAACGUCGUCGUUUCAGGCGUCUCUGCUUCUAUCAAGUGCGAUAAAGACGAACGGACUAGGUUUAGCUCCGACGCUCUCUCCUUCAACCAGAUGUCAGAGCAAUUCAACCAGGAAUUAUCUUUAUCCGGUAAAAUACCUUCUGGCCUGUUCAAUGCAAUGUUUGGAUACAAGGGUUGCUGGCAGAACGAUGCAUCCACCACAAAGAUUCUCGCUUUUGAUGGUUGGUUGAUUAGUUUGUAUAGAAUCGAGUUGGAAAGAUCUCAAAUAACUCUCUCUGAUAAAGUCAAACAAGAAGUUCCUUCCACCUGGGAUCCCGUUGCACUUGCUUCGUUUAUUGAUAAAUACGGCACUCAUGUCAUAGUUGGAGUAAAGAUGGGAGGUAAAGACGUAAUUCAUAUUAAGCAGCUUCAAAAUUCAAAUCUACAGACCGCUGAAGUGCAAAAAUUGUUAAAGCAGUUGGCUGAUGAAAAUUUUCGUGAAGACGGAAACGAAAAGCCUGAAAUUUCAUCGUCAGGAAAAUCGAAGAUUGAACAAUCUAUGAUCUGGGAUCUACAGUUACCAUUUGCAAGUACAGUAAGACCACCUGUCGUUUCUCACUCCAAAACUGAUGAUUUGUUCAGCGUUCAUAUCAGACGAGGAGGUUUGGAUAACGGUCAAAGUCAUAAUCAGUGGCUUUCGACUGUAUCACAGUUCCCUAAUGUGAUAUCAAUGUCUUUCGUGCCUAUUGCAUCGCUUUUAAGUGGUACACGAGGCAGUGGAUUUUUAACCCAUGCAAUUAAUUUAUACCUAAGAUAUAAACCACCACUAGAGGAACUCACUCAAUUUCUGGAAUAUCAAUUGCCUCGGCAGUGGGCCCCAGCAUUCAAUGAUCUCCCUCUCGGUCCUUGCCGCAAGAAAAAAUCAUCCCCGGCUCUUCAGUUCACAUUAUUGGGGCCUAAGCUUUAUGUCAAUACCGUAAAGGUGGACACAUGCAACCUACCCGUGACCGGAAUCCGCUUAUUCUUGGAAGGAAAGAGGAGCGACCACUUAGCCAUCCAUCUACAACAUCUAUCAACUCUCCCACAAUCUCUCCAUCUCUCGCCCGACCACACGUACGAACAAGUAGACGAAUCCAUAGACAAGGCAUAUUUCGAACCGGUCAAGUGGAGCAUUUUCUCCCACAUAUGCACCGCCCCCGUUGAGUAUCACGGGGCCCGCAUCGAUGACUCAGCGUCCAUCGUGACAAAGGCCUAUUUCGAGGUGAAGGGGAUGGGCAUGAAAAAGGUCCUCUUCCUGAGGCUCGGAUUCUCUACGGUAGCGUCCGCAGUAAUACGGCGGUCCGAAUGGGACGGGCCGUCGACUUCGUCGAAAAAAUCGGGGCUGAUGUCAAUGCUGAUGAGCACACCGUUCAGCAGUGCGCUGAGUCAGCAGCAGGAUAAGAAUAAGAAGGCGGUGAAGGUGGAUUUGAACUCGGCUGUUUAUCCGGGCGGGCCGCCCACGCCCGCGAGAGCACCGAAGAUGGCCCACUUUGUUGAUACGAAAGAGAUGGUGCGGGGCCCGGAAGAUGCUCCAGGCUAUUGGGUGGUGACGGGUGCGAAGCUAUGCGUUGAGGUGGCGAUGAUUAGGAUUAAGGUGAAGUAUUCUCUGUUGACUAUUGUUUCGGAUGAUUCUUUCUUGAUGUGAGAGGGCAUAACUGAAAUUUUCAAUGGAAGUUCGUGUUUGUGUACAUUUUGCUGUUCUUAUACCAGUUAAUGAAAAAGAUUAUUUGUAGCUUGUGUUCAAAACACUACCAAAAGAAAAAAAUGAAAAAAUGUUUCAUCAUUUAUUAAU
Molecule: messenger RNA, 2206 nt
Organism: Erythranthe guttata (spotted monkey flower)
Lineage: Eukaryota; Viridiplantae; Streptophyta; Magnoliopsida; Lamiales; Phrymaceae
Gene: NSL1
Product: MAC/Perforin domain-containing protein
Biological process (GO): regulation of salicylic acid mediated signaling pathway; plant-type hypersensitive response
Cellular component (GO): plasma membrane
Source: RefSeq, a predicted model, not a curated record